AUGAAUCCAGAAAUGCGAACAAAUGAACGUAUUCUCAAUGGUCCCUUUUCAUCUGUUCAAGUGAAAAAUCGUCUCACUCAACAUCAUAAUCAAAUUCAUAUGAAUCCAUUGAUAUCAUUACGAGAUUUUCAUCUACAUGCCAAUGCAUCGAAAGUUCCUCAAUUCAACAUCACAAAUAUUAUUCAACGACCUAUGAUUUUUCUUUUCAAAUCUCAUUCGAUUAUUCAAGAUUUUUUUUUACUUUUCAUUUUAUUAAUCGUCAUUAGUUUAUUACUUUUAGUAUUUUAUCGACGAUAUACUAAAUCAUCAUUAUCGAACGAAAAUUCAAUUUGA
This is a messenger RNA of Rotaria socialis, 333 nucleotides long. Lineage: Eukaryota; Metazoa; Rotifera; Eurotatoria; Philodinida; Philodinidae. The record is from the annotation of a GenBank genome assembly.